This is a messenger RNA of Drosophila yakuba, 2269 nucleotides long. Its product is annotated as organic cation transporter protein. The record is from RefSeq and is a predicted model, not a curated record. The transcript is spliced from 7 exons. Gene Ontology annotation, molecular function: transmembrane transporter activity. Gene Ontology annotation, cellular component: membrane. Bases 327 to 2159 code for a protein of 610 amino acids. NCBI's taxonomy places the organism in Eukaryota, Metazoa, Arthropoda, Insecta, Diptera, Drosophilidae. Gene Ontology annotation, biological process: transmembrane transport.
CUACUUUGAUUUCAGAUUGAGCACGAAGAUAUAUGUAGCACUUGUAGCAAUUGUGUUUGCCUCUCUGUGUGCGUUUGCACUUGAUUUCUCAAGACAAUUCGACUAUUCAGUAUUUCGCCAGACUGCGAGCGAUACGGACCGGAUACGGGAUUAGAAGCCAGUUGCCGGAACCGGAUAUCGUUGGAAAAGGCGCGUAAUAUUUUGUGAAUGGUGACCCUUUGAAUCACCUUGCGACCACCUGCCGAGUGUCUAGCCGGUGAGUCUCCGGUCAAGCGCCGUAAAAUCCGGAAUCCUUGGGCCUAAACCCACUCACCCCUCACUUCAGAAUGUCAGCACCAGCGGCAGCUCCGACGUCUGCCGUCCUGGACUUUGACGACAUUCUAGCCGAGAUCGGAGAAUUCGGACGCUUUCAGCGGCGGAACUAUCUGCUCAUAUGCCUGCCCGUACUUUUUGCAGCCGCCAACAGCCUGUCGUAUGUGUUCACGGCAGGUUCGCCGACCUACCGAUGCUACGUGCCCGAGUGCGAUAAGGUGGAGGAUGCGGACUAUGGAGCGGAUUGGGUGUCGAUCGCCGUGCCCGGCAGCUGGAGCAAGCGGGGCCAAUUUACGCCGUCCACCUGUGAAAGGUUCGUGGCGAACGGAAGCCACUUUGCAUCCACCUCAGAGCCUUGGAGGUCGUGGCCUUUGGAUCAGUGCUCGGCUGCGAAUUUCACGGCGGAAACGGAGAGGUGCCAUCAGUUCGUGUACGGCAGUUCGGAGCGGACCAUUGUGCAGCAGUGGGGAAUGCACUGCCAGGAGAAUCUCUGGAAGCUGGCCUUCGUGGGCACUGUGCACUUUGCCGGCCUGGUUGUGGGAACAGCUCUCUCCGGAUACCUUGCCGAUCGGUAUGCACCGACUGCUUACCAUUUAUGUUUAUGGUCUACAUACACCUAUUUUAGAUAUGGACGCAAGCACAUCUUCCUGUUCUGCAUCGUGUUCAUGGCGCUGACGGGAGUGGCGCAGGCGCUGUCCUGGGACUACAUAAGUUUCCUGGUCUUCGCCUUGUUGAAUGCGGUGGGCACAUCCGGUGUUUACCCGCUCGCCUUCAUCAUCGGAGUGGAAAUGGUCGGACCGCGCAAGCGUGAGAUGUCCUCCAUCGUGCUCAACUACUUCUAUGCCGUGGGCGAGGCGGUCCUUGGCCUGUCCGUUUUCCUGCCCGACUGGCGGCAAUUGCAGCUGGCGCUCUCGCUACCACCGCUUAUUUGCGUGGCCUACUUCUGGCUGGUACCGGAGUCCGUUCGUUGGCUGCUGGCCCGUAAUAGGCGGGAGCAAGCGGGUGUGAUCAUCCGGCGGGCGGCCAAGGUUAACCGGCGAGACAUCUCCGUCGAGCUGAUGGCCAGCUUCAAACAGCAGGAGCUGGAAGCGGAAGCCAGCCCUGAGACUGAUGUCGAGGGUGGCCUGGACGUGCGGAAGGAUGACAAGAUCUGGUUGGCCAUCAAGGAGGUGGCGGGCUCUCCCAUUUUGAUGGGCAGAUACGCCAUUCUGCUGCUCAUUUGGGCCGUCAAUGCCAUCGUCUACUAUGGACUUUCGCUCAACGCCACCAGUCUCAGUGGCAACAAGUACCUGAACUUCGCCCUGGUUUGCCUCGUCGAGAUUCCUGGCUACAGCCUCGCCUGGCUAUUCCUACGGAGAUUUGGCCGACGCAUGGCACUUUCAGGCUCCUUGCUGCUCUGCUCCAUCACGUGUGUUGCCAGCGGAUUCGUCACACUAGCGCAAGGAGAUUGGAUUCCCUGCCCAACUGGAGGCGAGAGUAGGCACUCGUGGAGUUGUGCCAACUGGCUGGUUGUGACGCUCUUCCUUGUCGGCAAACUGGGCAUCACCUCCUCCUUCGCUGUUAUCUACACAUUCACUGCGGAAAUGAUGCCCACGGUCAUUAGGAGCGGCGGCGUUGGUGUCAUGUCCACAUUUGCCCGCUUCGGUGCGAUGCUGGCUCCAUUUGUGCCUCUAUUGGCUUCGUACUAUGACCCACUACCUCUGCUUCUUUUCGGGAGCUUAUCGCUUGUGGCUGGACUUCUCUCGCUGUUGCUGCCGGAAACCUUCAACCGAAAACUACCCGAUACGGCAAGUAAUCUCCCGAAGUGUUGGAACCACAGUGUUCAACUUUCCCAUCUCCACAGGUAGAAGAGGCGAUUGCAUUGGGGAAAUGAUUCAUACAGCAGCCUAUAUUUUUCUAAAAACGCAUGUUGCUGAGGCUAAAAAAUACUCGUAAUAAAGUGUGGCUUACAAAAGGA